AUGGAUCCGCACGGGAAACUGUUAGGUAACAUCACUGUUGUCACCCAGGCGCCCAUUGUGUGUCCUAACGGCACACUGGAUGUGAUUACUCGCAACAACGGUAGCGAUCUGCUCAUGUACUCGCGCUUCGCCCCGCCAAUCAACGAGAUGGUGGAGAAGGUUAGCUAUCCCAUCUGGUGUUCCCUAGGACUGCCCGGAAGCAUACUCAGCAUUUACAUUUGGUCUAGGCGGAACAUGCGCAAACAGGGCAGUGUGGCGGCAGCCAUAUACCAAGCCGCGCUGGGAUGGGUUGAUCUCUUCUUCUUUCUUGUACAGUUGAUGUGGUAUCUCCACACCGCCUGGCGCCUACGAACGCUCGAUCAUAUCGUCGUUUGCGAGGGUUUCGCUAUAGCCAAUUAUCUAAUCCAGUACGCCAGUCCCAUGCUCACUCUUGUGUUUACGGUAGAAAGGUACAUUGCGAUCUGUUUUCCUUUUCGCGCGGGAGCUCGAAAUUUCGGCAACAAUUGCAAAAGUGCAUUCCACGUUGUCUUAGCAACGAUUGUUUUUUGUGCCCUCCUGGCGAGCGUCCAAGGCGUAUUUUAUACAGUCUCCAAUGGAAACUGCGGUCUACGACCGGAUUUUGAGCAGGAGGGUGAGCCGGAGUGGCUUUUCUACACUGGAUGGAUUAUGUUUACUGAACUCCUGAUGUUCGGUCUUGUUCCAAUUAUCUGCCUCAUUCUCAACAUUCUUGUUAUUCGCGCUUUGCACAGGCUUUCUCAUGAGGAAUCAAGCGCCUCUAAGAGAGAUCGCGUACUACCACGUCUGCCGAAGAACAACAGUUGUGCCCGCUUCUCCACUACUAGCUCCGUAUUUCUCCCCCAACUCGAGACCUCAUUCAACGAGCGACAGAGUAAACAAUCAAGCACCCUCACCCUACUCUGCGUCUCCUUCUACCUUAUUUUUGCUCAUCUCUCUGUCGCUGUGAUGGUUGUACUCUACAUAAUUCUUCCUAUGGGGGACAUAUGCAUGACGGAUGAGGAGAUAUCCAAGGAUCCCGUGUGGCGGCGGCACUUUCGCUUUUUUACAGUUCGCUCACUCAUCGAGUCUUUCGGGAUAUCGCACUAUGCAGCGAAGUUCUACAUCUACCUGGCCACCAGCGCUGCCUUUAGGGAACAGUGCGCGAAUGUGCUCCGCUGCGGCAAACGACGUCAUGUCACCGUGGAACCAUCCUCCUAUCAGCCGCAGACACCAGGCAGCCUUACCAACGGGGAUUCGACAUUUAUGGGUGCAAUGGCGCAAUCCACAGCAUCGUCCAACGCUCGUCUGGGUCCCUCGACCUCCUCUGUAUUAAUGCCAUUUAGGCGAAUUAGUGCCUCUAGUCUUGGAUCGCGUGUUUUUGGAGGAGCUGGAGACCGGAGGACCCCGCGGGUUCGACCGGCUGGUGGACUUUCACGAACUGUGCUCAACGAUAUCGGUGAGCGGGUCCAAUUGAAACUCUCCUAG
Messenger RNA from Echinococcus granulosus, 1482 nucleotides. Its product is annotated as rhodopsin-like orphan GPCR. Gene Ontology annotation, cellular component: plasma membrane. Gene Ontology annotation, biological process: G protein-coupled receptor signaling pathway. The record is from RefSeq and is a predicted model, not a curated record. NCBI's taxonomy places the organism in Eukaryota, Metazoa, Platyhelminthes, Cestoda, Cyclophyllidea, Taeniidae. The transcript is spliced from 2 exons. Gene Ontology annotation, molecular function: G protein-coupled receptor activity. Bases 1 to 1482 code for a protein of 493 amino acids.